This is a messenger RNA of Antechinus flavipes (yellow-footed antechinus), 552 nucleotides long. RefSeq names its product interferon tau-like. Gene Ontology annotation, molecular function: type I interferon receptor binding; cytokine activity. Bases 1 to 552 code for a protein of 183 amino acids. Gene Ontology annotation, biological process: adaptive immune response; defense response; cytokine-mediated signaling pathway. The record is from RefSeq and is a predicted model, not a curated record. Gene Ontology annotation, cellular component: extracellular region. The transcript has a single exon. NCBI's taxonomy places the organism in Eukaryota, Metazoa, Chordata, Mammalia, Dasyuromorphia, Dasyuridae.
AUGAUGAACUGGACCUUGUUACCAGUUGCUCUGGUUCUGCUCUGCUCCAGCACUCUCGGCUCCCUGGGCUGUGACCUGACUCAGGACCUAAAGAAAGACUUCUCCCUUCUGGAACAAAUGAGCAAGAAGUUUCCCCUGCUGCCAUGUCUGAAGGACAGGACUAACUUCAAGUUCCCAAAGGAAGUCAUGGAGGGCAGCCAGCUCCAGAAGGAAAAUGCCACAGUCAUUGUUAAUGAGACACUCCAACAAAUUUUCAUCAUCUUCAGCCUGAAUACCACUCCUGCUGAAUGGAAUCAGACCCAGCGCAUAGAACUACUUAUGGGACUGGAUCAGCAGCUGGAACAGUUGAAGAGCUGUCAUGGGCAGGAGGUGGAACAGGAAGAACAUUUGAAAAGUGAGAACCCCAGACAGGCCCUGAAGACCUACUUCCAAGGAAUAAGCCAGUACCUGCAAGGCAAAGACUAUAGUCUCUGUGCUUGGGAGAUGGUGAGGAUAGAGAUCCGGAGAAUCAUUACGUUCAUGGAUAAACCUACAAGAAAACUUCGGGUCUGA